Messenger RNA from Danio aesculapii, 1162 nucleotides. Its product is annotated as leukotriene B4 receptor 1-like. The transcript has a single exon. Bases 1 to 888 code for a protein of 295 amino acids. Gene Ontology annotation, biological process: G protein-coupled receptor signaling pathway; immune response. Gene Ontology annotation, cellular component: membrane. Lineage: Eukaryota; Metazoa; Chordata; Actinopteri; Cypriniformes; Danionidae. Gene Ontology annotation, molecular function: G protein-coupled receptor activity. The record is from RefSeq and is a predicted model, not a curated record.
AUGCAGAACCAGAGCAUUUCCAACAGUUCUUUGUUUGCUCAUUCCUCGGUGGCAUCCAGCACUGUUCUGGGUCUGUGCUGUGUGCUUGGUGUACCCGGUAAUCUAGCAGUGCUGGUCCUGCUUUCCCAACAUGUAAAGGAGGGCAGCUUCACCCCAAAACUGAUGCUGAGUCUGGCCGUCUCGGAUUUACUGAGUCUGAUUUUUCUGCCGGUGUGGAUCUAUGCUCUUCUGAAGGGCUGGGUUUUUGGCCAAGCUCUGUGUAAGUUGUUUUCCUAUGUCAUCUACUGGAGCCUCUACAGCAGUGUGCUUUCUGUCACUUUGAUGAGUGUGCAAAGGUACCUGCAGGUGCUUUAUCCACAGCAAUGGGCGAAGCUUGGACAGAAGGGCCAAAAAGGGCUGAUUUUUGGCAUAUGGACUUUAGGUGGAACUUUGGCUUCUUAUGCUCUUUAUUUCAGAAACCUCCGAUUAAAGAAGGAUGGGCUCCUACACUGUUAUCAGGAUUACAUGACUCAUCAAGAAAAAGUAUUUGUCUUGCUUUUUGAGAAUCUGGUGAUGUUUGUUGUGCCUCUCUGCAGCCUGUUGAGCUUCUACCUUCAACUCCACAGACGGAUAAAUCAAUCAGCUUCUUUCAGAAGACACAGACUGACAAAACUGGCCAUCAGAAUUGUAGUGACCUUCUUCCUAUUUGGCACUCCAUGUAUGAUCAACAACUUUAUCGCAAUGGCAGGGUCAUGGGAAUCAGAAGUCAGUAACAACAUAACCGGGGCUCUUUUCUUCAUCAACAGCUGCGUGAACCCUUUUCUUUAUGCCUUCUCGGCCCGAACUCUGCAAUGCAGAGGCAGACUGGAUUCAGUCCAGCCACAGCACAUUCAGGAUGAAAGACAAUAAAACAUUACACAACACAACACAAUAGUAUAUCUAGUUGGACUUGACUAAAUGUGCAUUUAACAAAAUUGUAUCUAUUUGUUUUAUCUAAGGAUAUUUAAUGUCCUGUGUAUGAUUCAUUAACUACCUAGUCAUGGUUCCCCAUUCCAGAAAUAUUCCAAAUAACAUUGUGGAAGCAAACCAAUAAUAUACUGUGAUAUUUGUCUCAGCUUUGUCUUAGUAGGUAAACGUUGUAGAGUGGUCAUUUUAGUAGUCCUUCAUUAAAUAUAGUAACAAA